Drosophila melanogaster (fruit fly) is the source of this 1535-nucleotide messenger RNA. RefSeq lists its product as uncharacterized. The coding region runs from base 106 to 1395 and encodes 429 amino acids. The transcript is spliced from 3 exons. The record is from RefSeq and is marked reviewed. NCBI's taxonomy places the organism in Eukaryota, Metazoa, Arthropoda, Insecta, Diptera, Drosophilidae.
CACUGUUGAAAACAAAAAAUAUACACAACUUAUACAAUCCGAGACAAAAACGGGGCAAAGGAGGCGUGUCUAGAAGAGCGGAGGACGCGGAGGUGACCCCAAGUCAUGGCCAUGCUGACGCGAUUGACCAGCAGCGGCACCACCACGGUGGCCGGAGCACCCGGUUCACCCAAGGGCCUGCAGCGUUUCCAAAACUACAUCUCGGCCUUCUUGUGGCCGGGAACGCAGCGGCAACGUCGGAAGUCCACACAUCUCGAUCCCAUGGACUGUUUCACCAACGACUUGGUGACCAGAAAGACCCAAAAGUGGGAGGAGCUGCGCGAUAGCCUGAUAAAGAGGCCAUCGUCCGGAAAUCUGGAGGCGGACGCCAAUUGCAAUGUGGGAACGCAGCGAAAGGCUGGUAGUACCAGCUUUAGCCAGAACGUGGGUCUUAUGUCCAAGGGCAUGAUGAGUGAUCUGAAGGCGCUGCGCUCCCCCCAACUGGGACUGGAUAUCAGAUCCCUGUCGCAGGCGCAGCUGGACAACCUGCUGAUGGCCACGUUGGAGAUCAAGAACAAGCUGGACUUUCUCUACCUGAUACGUCAGUGCAUCCGCUGCAACCUGUUGCCCUCCAACGAGGUCUUCGUGUCCUGUCUAAAGUAUUUGAGCGCGCAGCGCAAGCUCCAGCAGUUGGAGGCACUGGCGGAGACCUGUCGGCAGCUGGAGCACCCGUUCUCACAGACCUACGCGGAUCUGGCGCCCUUCCGCGCCAUCGCCCUGUGGAACAAUGGUAACGCCGACGUGGCCCUGAUGACGCUACAUCGCGGUUACGGGGUAAGCAUGACUUCGGAGGAGGGCAGGCGGAUGGCGCGCUCCGCAUUCCGCACCAUUUCCGAGGAGACUCUGGCCCAGAAGAGUGAGGCGGUGCUAGUGUCGCUGCUGGAGGUAGCGCGUGCCAUUCACCGCGAGCACAAGGACAUCUUUGUGGUGGCCUGUGUGUGGAAGCAAUGCUUCGCUAGCGAUUGGUUUUGCGAUCAAAAAUCGGCUUCGGAACUGUUUGAGCACUACAAGGAGCUGCAAGAGCUAGUGGAGAGGAGAGCCAGUUCUUUGUGCUCUUCAUUUCUGGCCCGUAACAAUGUUGAUGCGGUGCAUCGGCUAAUCGAGGCGUUCUUGCAGCACCAGCAGCGUUUGGCCUGCUCCAGCUGCCUCAGCUUGCUCUUUAACUAUCAAUAUAUGCGCAAGGAUCUGCGAGCCUGCGCUGAGAUUGUCAAAUCCUGCAGUGAAUUAGAGAUGCCGCUAAAUGAGCUGCAGAACGAACAGUUCCUCAGUCUGUUCCUCGACCAGAGCGAUCCUGUGGACUCUUCGGGAAUGGCCAGCAAGUACAAGGCACCCAAGUCCUUCCAGUACAAGUUCUAGUCCCCAGUUUCCAUCGUUAAGCCGUUGUCAUCGUAGUUACAGCACAAGUGUUUGCACCAUUGAGCAAUAUUGCAAGCAUCCCCAUAUUGCAAGCCCCCACAAGGAAUGUAGUGUCUCUUCAAUAAAUGUUAUUUAAUAUC